AUGAAGCUCUUCUCCUGCCUCAUGGCUCUCCUGCUUUUCCUCCUCCAGGCUGUUCCAGGUCUCGGCUUGCCCAGGGACACCUUGCGUUGUUUGGAAUACCACGGAUACUGCUUCCACCUGAAAUCCUGCCCAGAGCCGUUUGCUGCCUUUGGGACUUGCUAUCGGCGCCGGAGGACCUGCUGUGUUGACACAACAUCCAACUUCCACAUCUGCCAAGAUGAGGGAGGCCAUUGUGUGCCCCCAGAAAUCAGAUGUCUGCAAGAGCAAGAGGGGCUCUGUCCUCGCAGAGGAUGGAAGUGCUGCACAGAAGUGUGA
Messenger RNA from Onychostruthus taczanowskii (white-rumped snowfinch), 315 nucleotides. Its product is annotated as gallinacin-11-like. Lineage: Eukaryota; Metazoa; Chordata; Aves; Passeriformes; Passeridae. Gene Ontology annotation, cellular component: extracellular region. Gene Ontology annotation, biological process: defense response to Gram-negative bacterium; innate immune response in mucosa; defense response to Gram-positive bacterium. Gene Ontology annotation, molecular function: CCR6 chemokine receptor binding. Bases 1 to 315 code for a protein of 104 amino acids. The record is from RefSeq and is a predicted model, not a curated record. The transcript has 3 exons.